Sordaria macrospora k-hell is the source of this 252-nucleotide messenger RNA. RefSeq lists its product as uncharacterized. The record is from RefSeq and is a predicted model, not a curated record. Lineage: Eukaryota; Fungi; Ascomycota; Sordariomycetes; Sordariales; Sordariaceae.
AUGGCGCCGAUCAACAUCAACAACGGCAAACCUGGAGGCGCUACCAACAACGUCAUCCACGGCAUGGCGACCCUCCGCAUCAAUCCCACAUGCCAGUCGCCUGCUACCGUUAUACAUCCCAGCCCCGGUGUUGAUGUCACUGUUCAACCUGGUCGCGACUAUCCUCAGCCAACCUCAGCCAACCUCAACCUGGAUUGCGAACAUGACCACUCAAAGCUCGCCGACGCGCCCAUCGUCCACCUAUACCAGUGA